Molecule: messenger RNA, 1746 nt
Organism: Rotaria socialis
Lineage: Eukaryota; Metazoa; Rotifera; Eurotatoria; Philodinida; Philodinidae
Source: the annotation of a GenBank genome assembly
AUGCCUUUUAAAGUGCGCGUCUCCAAAUAUCGUCAUGUAUUUGGUUCACCUUAUCGUGAACAAGAAUGCUAUAAAAAUAUUUCUAUAACAAAAAAUGCACAUGAUGGAAGUUUUUGUGCUGUUAAUUCAAAAUUUUUAGCAGUUGUAACUGAAACCUCUGGCGGUGGAAGUUUUCUGGUUGUACUCUUAUCUGAGGUCGGUCGUAUCGAUGCUAGUCAUCCUCGUAUAACAGGACAUCGAGGACCUGUUGUUGAUCUUAAAUUUAAUCCGUUUAAUGAAAAUGAAAUUGCAUCCUGUUCAGAUGAUGGAACAGUUAAAAUUUGGCAUUUGCCAAACGAUGGCUUAAAAAUUGAUACAUGCCAAUGGAAAAUUGAUUUACAUGGUCAUCAACGACGGGUAGAUUAUAUUGAGUGGCAUCCAACAGCAGAAAAUCUAAUAUUGAGUGCUGGUCUUGAUUAUCAAGUGAUUUUGUGGAAUGUAGAAAAAGCCGAACCCAUACAAAUCUAUCGUUGUCAUCCGAAUGCAAUACAAUCAAUUACAUGGCAUAGAAAUGGUUCAUUAUUUGCAACAACUUGUAAAGAUAAAUGCAUACGUGUUAUUGAAGCUCGUUCUGGUCGCAUUAUUGCUAGAGAAAUUGGCCAUCAAGGUCCUAAGACAUCAAAAGUUGUUUUUUUAGGUGAUACAAAUCGUCUCUUAUCAACUGGUUUUGGAAAGCAAUAUGAAAGACAAGUAGCAAUUUGGAAUGCUAAUGAUUUAUCGAAUCCAUUAAUAAUGGAAACAGUCGAUUUCAGUGCCGGCAUUCUUGUUCCAUUCUAUGAUCAUGAUACACGAAUAAUUUAUUUAGCUGGAAAAGGCGAUGGAAAUAUUCGAUACUAUGAAUUGACUGAUCAAUGUGAGCCUUAUUUAUAUUUUCUAUCAGAAUAUAAAUCAUCUUCACCACAACGAUGUCUUGGUGUAAUGCCAAAGAUUGGUCUUGAUGUAACACGAAAUGAGAUUAUGCGCUUUUAUAAAUUGUUUGCCAUUGGAUCUAUUUGUGAACCUAUAUCAAUGAUUGUUCCAAGAAAAUCAGAAUCUUUUCAAAAUGAUAUUUAUCCAGAAACACCUGGCCCAUAUCCAGCAUUGUCACCUGACGAAUGGAUAUCUGGUCUUGAUCGUGAACCAAUACUUGUCUCUUUGAAAGAUCGUAUAGAAAAUACAAAUAUGCCAAAAAUCACAACAUACCGAACAUUUGAUUCCGUAUCUAUAUUUUCAAAUCGUGGAAUAUCCCAAAGAAUAACUCAAUUGCCUAUAGCAGAAGUUACACCUACACCAAAAUCGAAUACCAAUGAUCAAGUAACAUCUUUAUCCGUAUCAAUCGAACAAAUCUCUGAUGACAUGAAACAACAAACAAAUCAGAAAAGUUUAAGAAAAAUUGCGUCAUUGAGAAUGUCAGCAACAAGUACUGAAUUCAAUCAGAUUAGAGAUAAAUUUCAAACUGAAACACAAAAUACACAGCCGUCAAUCAACCAUAAUUUUGAAAUAAAGAAAAAAGUUUGGAGUUUUGAUAUAAAUGAACCGUAUACAUCUAUGCAUCAACCACAAGUGAAUGGCAUUGAUUAUUGUCAAGAAUAUCUUAAACUACAAGAAGAAAUUCAAUCGUUAAAUGAAAUUAUAUUAUUAAAAGAUAAUCGUAUUCGUUUACUUGAAGAUGAAUUAAAUGUAUUAAAAAUUCUACCAGAAGAUCAAGAUAAUAAACUAAGUGUAUGA